AUGAUCUGCCGCAAGUGCUACGCCCGUCUGCCACCCCGUGCCACCAACUGCCGCAAGCGCAAGUGCGGUCACACCAACCAGCUCCGCCCGAAGAAGAAGCUCAAAUAA
Molecule: messenger RNA, 108 nt
Organism: Grosmannia clavigera kw1407
Lineage: Eukaryota; Fungi; Ascomycota; Sordariomycetes; Ophiostomatales; Ophiostomataceae
Product: 60S ribosomal protein l40
Exons: 2
Coding region: 1-108 (35 amino acids)
Biological process (GO): translation
Cellular component (GO): ribosome
Molecular function (GO): structural constituent of ribosome
Source: RefSeq, a predicted model, not a curated record